UGGUCCAACUUUGCCAGGACACAGAUCCAUAAAGUUCAGCUCUGCACACUGACCAGCUCAGAGGAGGAGACAGACCAGCAGUACCUCACGUCCUGCCGUUUUCUACUCUGGACCCACAACUCCAUAAUGGCAACUUCAUAAUGGUGGUGUGUGAGGCUAUGGCAUACACGAGAGCCUGUCUCCUGCUACUCUGGCUUGGGGUAUUUCUGACCCUUUCUGGCCUUUCCCAUUCUGGAGCCUCCCAACACCUCAGCUCCCCAGAAGUGGUCAUUCCCUGGAAGGUGACCAACAUGGGCAGAGGCAUGAAAGCUCCAGGCUGGCUCUCCUAUAGCCUGUGGUUUGGGGGCCAGAGACACAUUGUCCACAUGAGGGUGAAAAAGCUCUUAGUUUCACGAAACCUCCCAGUGUUCACCUACACAGAGCAGCUCACCCUCCUUGAGUAUCAGCCCUUUGUCCAGAAUGACUGCUACUAUCAUGGUUAUGUGGAAGGGAUCCCUGGAUCCCUGGUUUCCCUCAGUAACUGUUCUGGGGGCUUUCGAGGAAUGCUGCAGAUAAAUGACCUCACUUAUGAAAUCGAGCCCAUAAGGCACUCUACCACAUUUGAACACCUGGUUUAUAUGAUAAACAUUAAUGAGACACAAUUCCCUCCCAGGAGAUGUGGCUUAACAGAAGAGGAAACAGCACACCAACAGUUGGAAUUUCAAGAAGCUGAGAACUCAACUCUGAAAAAGAAUUAUAUUAAUGGCUGGUGGACACACUCCUGGUUUCUGGAACUGGCUGUGGUAGUAGACCAUGGUUUCUUCAUUUACUCCCAAAGCAACUUGUCAAAGGUGCAGGAGGAUGUGUUUCUUGUUGUCAGUAUGGUUGAUUCCAUUUAUCAGCAGUUGAGUACUUUUGUGAUUUUGAUUGGGAUUGAGAUUUGGAAUCAAGGAAAUGUUUUUCCAAUAACAAGCAUAGAACAAGUUCUGGAAGAUUUCUCUCACUGGAAACAAAUCAGCCUUUCUCGGCUGCAGCAUGAUGCUGCACAUCUUUUCAUAAAAAAUUCGUUUAUAGAUGUACUUGGUAUAGCUUAUGUUGCAGGAAUAUGUCAUCCUCCCAUUAAUUGUGGAGUUAAUAGUUACCAAGGAGAUACAUGGUCUCUCUUUGCCCUCACUGUGGCCCAUGAAUUAGGUCAUACUUUGGGUAUGAGGCAUGAUGAGAAGUUCUGCUUGUGUGCAGACAGCUACUGCAUCAUGAAUGCUGUAAGAAUGGCAGCAGAGAGAUUCACCAAUUGCAGUUAUUCUGAAUUUAGGAAAACCACUUUAAACCAGGGAUCAUGUCUACACAAUCCUCCAAAACCAGGGGAAUUCUUUAUGCUGAAGCGUUGUGGGAAUGGUGUGGUUGAAGAAGAAGAGGAGUGUGACUGUGGAUCGAUACAGCAGUGUGCAGAAGAUCCCUGUUGUCUGUCAAACUGCACUCUGAGUCCUGGGUCUGCUUGUGCUUUUGGGCUUUGCUGCAAAGACUGCAAGUUCAUGCGAUCAGGGGAACUCUGUAGACAACAGGUCAAUGAAUGUGACCUUCCUGAAUGGUGCAAUGGAACAUCUCAUCAAUGCCCAGAAGAUGGAUAUGUGCAGGAUGGGAUCCCCUGUGGUAACAGUGCCUAUUGCUAUCAAAAGAGGUGUAAUAACCCUGAUGAACAAUGUAGAGAGAUUUUUGGCAAAAGUGCAAAAAGUGGAUCUCAAAGUUGCUACAAAGAAAUCAACUCCCAGGGAAACCAUUUUGGCCAUUGUGGUGUAAAAGGCAUGACAUACUUGAAAUGUAAUAACUCUAAUAUUUUUUGUGGGAGAAUUCAGUGUGAAAACGUGGGAGAAAUUCCACAUCUGCAAGAGCCUUUUGCAUUACAGCACACUCAUAUCAAUGGUGUCACUUGCUGGGGUAUCAACUUUCAUUUAGGGUAUCAUUAUCAUAUCAACAUACCUGAUGUUGGUGAUGUGAAAGAUGGCACAGUAUGUGGUCCAGGAAAGAUUUGCAUACACAAGAAGUGUGUUAGUGUGUCUCUUUUGUCACAAGGCUGCCUGCCUGAGACCUGCAAUAUGAAAGGGGUUUGCAAUAAUAAGCAUCAUUGCCACUGUGGCUAUGGGUGGUCCCCACCCUACUGCCUACACAGAGGCUAUGGAGGUAGUAUUGAUAGCGGACCAGCAUCUGCAACAAGAAGUAUUUUCUUGCCACUAAUUAUAAUUAUUUUGUCUGUUUUGUUUUUACUGUUGGCUGUUGGGCUUUAUAAGGAUUUUCGAAAACAUUCCCAUCCCAAGGAGACUAAGGCUCACACUUCAGGUUAAGAAACUGUCCCUAAUUUAAUGUUCUAUGCAUUAUUAAGCUGCAGUUGCUUGGCAGUAGAUAUGUUAACACAUGCCUGGGGAGAUGGUUUAUAGAAAAACACAGGGAUCUUCCUUUCUGUUAUUAUCAGAAGCAUUGCCAUUAUGUAAAGGGAAUUCUUAAUGUCUUCCUAUUUACUGUUCAUUGUUUUAAGCAGCAAAUAAAGCUCCAUUUUCUCCCCUGAGUUAGUCUUUUUUGUGUUUCUUGAGCACAGAUAUAGCUCAUGGGAAAGACAGGAGACAGACAUUAGUGGACCCAAAGGUAAGUCUUGCCUCUACUGCCAUUUACUAGUUUGGGAAAAGUACCUAAAUUUUAUGACAUUCUGCUUCAAAAUCUGAAAGGGAGGAUGAUAAUAAUAGUUCCCCCACUCAACUCCUGUGGUUUAUUUUAUAUCCAAAAGAGAGAAAGAAAGAAAUUCUUGUAAAGUGUA
Molecule: messenger RNA, 2785 nt
Organism: Choloepus didactylus (southern two-toed sloth)
Lineage: Eukaryota; Metazoa; Chordata; Mammalia; Pilosa; Megalonychidae
Product: disintegrin and metalloproteinase domain-containing protein 21-like
Exons: 1
Coding region: 141-2318 (725 amino acids)
Biological process (GO): proteolysis; male gonad development
Cellular component (GO): sperm head plasma membrane; external side of plasma membrane; plasma membrane
Molecular function (GO): metalloendopeptidase activity
Source: RefSeq, a predicted model, not a curated record